CUACGACCAGAUAUAUUACAAUGUUAUGGAUAGUGUUCCUCUCUCUCUCCUCUCUCUCUCGUCCGCGAAAGCCGAGGAAGUAACAACAAAGGUCUGAAGCCCAACCGCCAAAGCUCUCUUCUCUCUCGGAUCUUGUUGUUUGGAGUCCAUUGGAUCUGAAUCCUGUCUCUUCCUCACGGGUGUUUAAAAAUCUCCUUUCCUAUUCCAUCCGAUCCGAUUCGAGAAGCUAUGACUCGGAGGUGCUCGCAUUGCAGCCACAAUGGGCACAACUCCCGGACGUGCCCCAACCGCGGUGUCAAGCUGUUCGGGGUCCGGCUGACCGACGGGUCGAUCCGGAAGAGCGCUAGCAUGGGAAAUCUCAGCCACUACGCUGGGUCGGUUUCGGGGCUCAACCAGACCGGGUACAACACUCCGGGUUCGCCCGGCGAGACUCCGGACCACGGUGUGGCCGCGGACGGGUACGCGUCCGAGGACUUCGUGCCGGGCUCGUCCUCGAGCUGCCGUGAAAGAAAGAAAGGCAUUCCAUGGACUGAAGACGAACAUAGGAUGUUUUUACUUGGACUACAGAAGCUUGGAAAGGGUGAUUGGCGUGGAAUAUCUCGCAAUUAUGUUAUAUCAAGGACACCUACUCAAGUGGCCAGCCAUGCUCAAAAGUAUUUCAUCAGGCAAACAAAUGUAUCUAGGAGAAAGAGACGCUCCAGCCUGUUUGAUAUUAUAGCAGAUGAAUUAGUUGAAACUCAGAUGGUACCGAGGGACUUCUUAUCUGUCAACCAGUCACAGGCUGAAACACAGAGCAAUCCUCCAUUGCCUACAACUCCUGCUUUGGACGAAGAAUGUGAAUCAAUGGACUCUAGCAACUCCAAUGAUGGAGAUCCUGUUCCUCCAAACCAAGAUAGUUCACAACCUCCCUACCCUUUGGUAUAUCCUGCUUAUUUCUCGCCGUUCUUCCCGUUUUCUUUUCCAUUUUGGCCGGGAUACACUACAGAGGCAACUAAGAAGGAGACACAUGAGGUCCUCAAGCCAACUGCAGUACAUUCGAAGAGCUCAAUCAAUGUAGAUGAGCUGGUUGGCAUGUCAAAACUGAGCUUAGGAGAAUCUAUUGGCCAUGCUGGUACAUCCUCUCUUUCAUUAAAACUACUAGAAGGGUCCUCUAGGCAGUCAGCAUUUCAUGCAAAUCCAGCAUCUGAGAGUACAAAUAUUAAUUCAAGCAGUAGCCCAAUCCAUGCAGUUUGAUGGGCAGCUUUUCCGAGCUUAAGUUAGCUCAAUGCUGGGGAGGGGGUCUGUACAAGUUACUUUUAAUACAAGACUAAUAAUGUGCAGUUUGGCUUGGUUUAGUUUAGUUUAUAUGGUGUUAAUUAACUGAAGUCAGUUCUUAGAUUGUAGGCCGUAGCAUCAUCUUAAAGAAGUUACUCGAAUAAUUAACAUUGUUUGUGUUUGACA
Messenger RNA from Juglans microcarpa x Juglans regia, 1440 nucleotides. Its product is annotated as transcription factor KUA1. Lineage: Eukaryota; Viridiplantae; Streptophyta; Magnoliopsida; Fagales; Juglandaceae. The record is from RefSeq and is a predicted model, not a curated record. The coding region runs from base 229 to 1233 and encodes 334 amino acids. The transcript has 3 exons. Gene Ontology annotation, biological process: response to gibberellin; response to ethylene; response to auxin. Gene Ontology annotation, molecular function: DNA binding.